ACAAUGUUUUCACGAUCAAAAUUUCGUUUGAAACCAUUUGGUAAUAAACGCAAAAACUAUUCGCGCAAUUUAAUAUUUUUGAAUCGACGAAGACAUCACGAUCAUGAUUAUCGGGAUCGUCACCAUGACCGGGACGACAGAUGAAUGUCAAUGGUGACGUUGAUGUAAAAAAUAAAGUAACCUCGAUAUUUAAAAUGAAAAAAAAAAAUGAAUGUUUGCUUACAUGGUAGUACGAAGGUUUUAUAUAUAUUUUUAUAUAAAGAUGGUAAAGCCGGGUAUGGAAAUAUUUAAAAUAAAAAUAAAAGUAAAGCCGUAGGACUGUGGGAGUACAAAACGUGAUCACCGGGAACAGGGAUCUGGGGUCUGUAGGCUUUCAGAAUUCAAAUACCUGUACUGUGAUUGUCUGGCUUCAGCAGUUGCUGUAUUGUAUUGAUGGUGAUGCUGCUGAUGAUGUUGGUAGUUGGUUGUAAAUGUGCAGAUGUAUGUGAGCGUUUAAGUCCUUUAGUCAUUUCUCUUUUUAUUCCCUUUUUCUUUUUGCUCUCGAACAUUCUUCAGUCUCGCUGGUCCAGGUCAGUCGAGAUCCAGGUUUAAGAAGACGCUUUUGUAUCUCCACUAUUGCGAUUACCCGUUUAAAGUUUAUAAUUAAGAUUGAAGAGCUGUGAAAUAUGCGUCUUAAAAACCCGUUGCCACAGCGAGGAAUCUACAAUGUAAUGAUGUCUGGAGAUUCACCGGGUCUGGAUUCACGAUCGAUACCAGCGAGCUAUGAUUUACCUGACGACGCACGUCCUGGAGAAUUACCACCGGUUAUAACGUUAAGUUCAACGGGUAAAUUGAGCCACAAUAAUCAUGACCACCCGGACAACGAAAUGAUUGAAGAAGUUGCGACUGUUAAAAAAACGCUGCCCAGUCCAGAACCACGACCGAAAAUUCAUCAGAAUGGCAAAGACAGUGAGAAUAAUAAUAAAUUUAAGCUGGAAAAUAAAUUCGCUGAAAAUAAUAAAGAUGACAAUGACGCCUGUGUCAACUGUCUCUACUACACUCAACAGUUGUGCGAGUGUGUGAUACUUUAAUCGAAUUAUAUAUUAUAUAUUAUAUUAUAGUAUCAUAAAUAUAUAUAUAUAAAUAUAUUUAACGGACAAUUAUCAUUAAUGUGAGAAUGUAUAUAAAAUAUUAAACUUAUUUUUAAAAUGUCAUUUUAUAAACGUACAGAUUUAUAAAAAAAAGAAGAAAAAAAAAUUAUAAAUACAUAUUUUUGUAUUCUU
This is a messenger RNA of Microplitis mediator, 1262 nucleotides long. Its product is annotated as probable serine/threonine-protein kinase DDB_G0282963. The transcript has 5 exons. Lineage: Eukaryota; Metazoa; Arthropoda; Insecta; Hymenoptera; Braconidae. Bases 666 to 1070 code for a protein of 134 amino acids. The record is from RefSeq and is a predicted model, not a curated record.